AGAAGAAGAACUCGGCUUCUUACUCACCCUUGAGUUUCAUUUGGUUGCCACAAAGCGGCUCAUCUUUCUCCCCACGUUUACCAGAUGAGAUGUGGUCAAACCUUUUGCGGGAUUAGAAGCUUUUCAUAUUUUGUAAUUCUCUCCUGGUGGAAAUAUGGCAGAAGAAGUCAACUAUGUGACAGUCAAGUUCAACUCUCACCACCUGCCGAGCAACGGCGCCAUCUACGAAGAUGUGAGGAGCGACUUGGACAGGCGGGCACAGCGGGACUUCACCCAAGAAAAGUGCGGCGAAGUGGAGGAAAUCUACGAUGACGUGCGGAUCAAGGAGUUACCACGCAGCCUGCUUCACGUGUUUCAAGAAAACGUGUCGAAAGUGUCGCGCCUCACGCCCGCCACCCUGGCGGCAGCCGCUCUGGGUGUCCUUUGCGUCAUCCUCAUGUCCGUCAUCGUCGCCCUCGUCCUGCACCUGAACAGCGUCACGGCCAAGCAGCGCCGGCAGAACGUCAACCUGACGGCUGAGAACGGGCACGUGCGGGCCCAGCUGGAGCGGUUGCAGGAACGAGCUCAGGGUCUGAGUUGGGAGCGGGACCAGCUCAACUGGACCGUGGGCCGGGUCCUCCAGUACGACAAUUUCCCCGUCAAGGCCUUCUGUCCGAAAAGAGUUUUAAGCCUGUGCAAGGCGUGCAUGGACGACUGGCUGCUGUUCGGUUCCAAGUGUUACUUGUUUAUGAACUCACCUUACUUCAGCGGUUGGAUGGACUGGGAGGACAGUUUUGAUGACUGCAGCAAGAGGAAUGCCCAACUGCUGCUCAUUGAAAGCCGGGAAGAACAGGAAUUCAUCACAAACCACACGAGGUACUUCAAAGAUGACUUGCACGGCUACUGGAUAGGCCUGAACAAGAGCGAACACUCGGAGAACUGGAAGUGGAACGACGGACGCAAUCUCACUCUGGCGUUCUGGAGAGAUGAAAUCUAUACUAUCAAGAACCGCUGCGCUCUGACGUCAAAGUCGCUGUCAUCAACGUCGCUUGACAAUUGGAGAAGAGUCAGCUGUUCCAUGAAGAACAGAUUCAUCUGCCAAACCAAUGUCUUCACCAAACCUGAUCUACACUAAUACAUCACUUUCAUACAAAACAAAUACACACCCAAUCUGUCCGUCAAGCUACUUGUGAUAGCUAAGUGUAGCUAACGAGAAUGCUCGCAAGACGCCUCUGGGUGGCUCAUGAGCGCUCAGGCUAAGUGUAGCACAGGAACGAUGUGGUAAGCUAACUUGCUAAGACUUGCGCAUUAAUAGUGAGAUGGUUCCAAGCUAAGUUGAGGUAAGUAGCUCAUGAGAAGACUUUCCAGGUAAACUUACCAAAAUCUUAAAUAAUAUAAAUUAUAGCAGGUGAGUUACUUAGCCAACAGGAAAAAUUGGAAAGCCAAAUCUAUCGUAGUAGUUCCCAAUUUAAAUAUGUACGGUAAGUAGAGCGCGCUCAUUCAGUAGCGAGCUGGUUUGAUGAUGAGCUCAGGAGAAAGCAUUGCAAAUCGUAACUAGCUAGCAAGUGAGAAAGCUUUCAACCCAAAUCUAGUUCAGCAGGUAGCAAUCAAGUCGCUCACUAGCAAGUUUAGCAAUUUGAAUCUAUUUUAAUAGUUUGCUGAUUAAGUAGUAAACUCGAAAAUUGCUAGUUUAGUAGCUUGUGAUUUAAAUAACUUACAAAACAUCCCUCCAUCUGUUUUCCGUACCGCCUUUCCUGUAACGCGACAGCAGGCUAAGUAGCUCACUAAAAUCUUGCCAAGCCAAAUGUAGUUUAUUUGAUAAGGAAAGAUUGACAAGUACAAAGUUUGGGUAGCUCACAAGCUACAGUGAGCUAACUAGCUUCCUUGCCAAGUACUGUAAGUCUAAUCGGGUUAUUACAGCUUGUUAGCAACUACACUAAAACGUGACUGGUUAUGGACAGCUCGAAAAACAAACAAUGAAAAACAAACAACUGACAAAGCAAGAAGCUUGCUUAUUUAUUAUGCUAUGAAAUUAGCUUGGAGUGACAUUUUUUUAGACAGUGUUGAGUAAGUAGUAAAGUUGAGCGUUUAGCAACCAUGUUGCGCAAAAAUGGAAAUUAAUUAGCGCAAGUCUGUGACACCAUAGCGUCCAAUAUCAUCGUUGGCUAAAGGCGAGAAUAAAAAAAAAAAGUCAACAUUUUAAUAGAUUGAGUUACAUUUUAAUAGCAAAUACAGGGACCAUGAAAGAUAAGGACUUCAACAAAAAAGACGUCUUGUGUGUGCUUCAUUUAUCAACAGUCUUCAACACAAUUUUUCAACUUCCUCUAUUUACAUCUCAAAAAGCGAUUUUAGUUUCCAAGAAGUUAAGUUGCACAAUCUGCCUUUGCGUCAUGUCUUUCAUUUACCAAAUGUCAACUAAAAUACCCUGAAGGCAUCUGUGAGAAUAAAGUAUCCUGAUGUUUUUCAAAAAUUAAUCACGUUUCAGGUUAAGAAUAUGUACAAUGAUGCGGCCCACCAACCAUUUCAAGUAUCCGUUGCAUUAGUUUAAUCGUUUUGUCCUAAAAUUAAUUAAAAUGAAUUUAUGUUCUCCAUUUUAUCUCAUUAAGUAUUCAGUGGUUUUACUGUAAUGUUAAAAAAUAAUAAAAUAGUAAAAUGUUUGUUUAUAAAUUAAAAUACAAUUAUCCAUACAUUACAAAUUA
Messenger RNA from Syngnathoides biaculeatus (alligator pipefish), 2678 nucleotides. Its product is annotated as oxidized low-density lipoprotein receptor 1. Bases 155 to 1114 code for a protein of 319 amino acids. NCBI's taxonomy places the organism in Eukaryota, Metazoa, Chordata, Actinopteri, Syngnathiformes, Syngnathidae. The record is from RefSeq and is a predicted model, not a curated record. The transcript is spliced from 8 exons.